Messenger RNA from Myotis davidii, 1423 nucleotides. It is a transcript of the gene GABRA5, whose product is annotated as gamma-aminobutyric acid type A receptor alpha5 subunit. The record is from RefSeq and is a predicted model, not a curated record. Gene Ontology annotation, molecular function: inhibitory extracellular ligand-gated monoatomic ion channel activity; benzodiazepine receptor activity; GABA-gated chloride ion channel activity. Gene Ontology annotation, biological process: monoatomic ion transmembrane transport; gamma-aminobutyric acid signaling pathway; synaptic transmission, GABAergic. The transcript has 12 exons. The coding region runs from base 101 to 1423 and encodes 440 amino acids. Gene Ontology annotation, cellular component: GABA-A receptor complex; neuron projection; synapse. NCBI's taxonomy places the organism in Eukaryota, Metazoa, Chordata, Mammalia, Chiroptera, Vespertilionidae.
GACUCUCUCUCCGCACCUGGCGGGACCAGGCGUCGUCUGCUGCCCGUGACUCCAGAAAGCUUGAGGCUGCGGUGGGAGCUGCGGCUCUCCGUCCGCCACGAUGGCCCUUAAGAUGCCAAUGCUCAAGACCCUGCUGGUCUUCUACCUGUUCCUGAACCUGGACUUCCGCUGCGGCUUCCUGCAGAAGCCGCCCAGCUCCGAAGAGAAGACGGAGGACAACAUCACCAUGUACACCCGCAUCCUGGACGGGCUCCUGGAGGGCUACGACAAGAGGCUGCGGCCCGGCUUCGGAGAGUGGACCACCGUGGUGAACACUGACAUCCUGGUGACCAGCAUUGGCCCGGUGUCCGACACGCAGAUGGAAUACACCAUCGACGUGUUCUUCCGCCAAAGCUGGAAUGAUGAGCGGCUGCAGUUCGAGGGGCCCAUACGUAGCCUGUCGCUCAACAACAUGAUGGCCGGCAAGAUCUGGACCCCGGACACCUACUUCCACAACAGCAAGAAGUCCGUCGUGCACAACACGACCACGCCCAACAAGCUGCUGCGGCUGGAGUCGGACGGGACCCUGCUCUACACCAUGCGCCUGACCAUCUCUGCCGACUGCCCCAUGCAGCUCUACAACUUCCCCAUGGACGAGCACACCUGCUCCCUGAAAUUCGGAAGCUACGCGUACACCAGCGAGGAAAUCACCUACGUGUGGCUGGACACGAAUGCCACUAACGGGCUGGAUGUGGCUGAGGAUGGCUCCCGGCUGACCCAGUACUACCUGACGGGGUUCGAGACACACUCGGGCAGCUGCUCCACCAGCGUAGGCAAUUUCACGGUCCUGACGGCGGACUUCCACCUGAAGAGGAAGCUGGGCUACUUCCUCACCCAGACCUACCUGCCCUGCAUCAUGACCGUCAUCCUGUCCCAGGUGUCCUUCUGGGUGAACCGGGAGUCCGUGCCCGCCCGCACCGUGUUCGGGGUGACCACGGUGCUGACCAUGACCACCCUCAGCAUCAGUGCCCGGAACAUGCUGCCCAAGGUGUCCUACGCCACCUCCAUGGACUGGUUCAUCGCCGUGUGCCACGGCUUCGUGUUCUCCGCGCUCAUCGAGUUUGCCAUCGUCAACUACUUCACCAAGAGGAGCUGGGCCUGGGACGGCCAGGGCGACGCGGGCAGAAACAGGAACAUGGCGGCGCUGACCCAGAGGCCGCCAGGGAACCCCUUUCCCGAACCACCCUUGUUUGGACACCUCCUCAUGCCCCGCAUCUGGGAGCUAGAGAGCGUCCCUGUGGGCCGCAACCCUGCAGGUCAGCACAGUGGCCUGCGUGUUUGUGAGGGAGGAAAUAGCCAGGAGGGCACGUUCACAGAGCCCCCGAGAGGGACCGUGGAGCUGGGAGGACAGCGCCAGUGCCUGUCUGAGGCCGGCGCUGCCUGA